Messenger RNA from Aspergillus oryzae RIB40, 654 nucleotides. RefSeq lists its product as uncharacterized. Bases 1 to 654 code for a protein of 217 amino acids. NCBI's taxonomy places the organism in Eukaryota, Fungi, Ascomycota, Eurotiomycetes, Eurotiales, Aspergillaceae. The record is from RefSeq and is a predicted model, not a curated record. The transcript has a single exon.
AUGGAGCCCCGGCAAACAGGAUACCAGUCGAUCGGCAAUGCUUCCCAAGCUAGCGGUUCUUCUAUUCCGCAUAGGGGUCAAUCACCUGAUGAUUUGGAAACAAUCUCCGCUGCCUAUCAGGUUCUGUUCUACAUUAAAAGUUCUGCCUCAUUCCAACAACUCCUAGACUCUCUCCCACCAGCUACCCCCGGUUUUCUUAUGAAGCCACUCGUCUGUUCCUUUCUCGCCUACUUCACACAGUUGCAGUCUCAUACAUUUCUCGGGCAAGUGAGUACUUGGGGGUUUGAUACUGUGGAAAGAGUGUUUCGUAACUCCAAGGUUUCUCCGAGAUGGCUUGCCAACGACAUCGGUCCCGACGGCCACACUCGACAAGAUCUAGAUGAUCAGGAUUGCCUGCGGUGGGACGCGAUUGGUAUCGUAUAUGCUACCGUCGCUCUGUCCCUAACUGUAAGAAAUGGCUCAUCGGGUUUUGAUAGUGAUGUAUCACGGCGAGACUCUCGAGCAAGGGAGACAAUCCUAAAAGACCUGACUCACGCCGUCAACACAUGUAUACGGUUUCAGGAAAUGACCGGCACCAAAACUGAACUUUACUUAUGGCUUUUAAUCCAAGACAUCAUAUUGCUGAUUAGGAUCUACGGUGGCAAAAGUGAGUGA